Cylindrotheca closterium is the source of this 1518-nucleotide messenger RNA. NCBI's taxonomy places the organism in Eukaryota, Bacillariophyta, Bacillariophyceae, Bacillariales, Bacillariaceae. The record is from the annotation of a GenBank genome assembly.
AUGUACCGACCCACUCAAAGACGAACUCUGAAUCAAGUAAAGCCCAAUUCGGCAUUCUUGAAUCAUGGCCAACAGCAACAAAUGCCACCGCCACCACCACCGCCUCAGCAAUUCCAUCACCGUCGCUCCACGGGCAGCAGCCUCGGCAAGAACAAUGGAAGCACCAACUCGUUGCAGUAUAAUCAGCAACAACCACCAAAUGGUAGCGGACAACCGCCUUCUAUUAUUCACCGACCGCCUCCACGAUCGCCUGGAGACAUGAGCUUUAGCAGUGCCGGGACGAGUACUAGUACUUCGAAUCUGUAUGGUGCAGGAGCAGCCUCUCAUACUAUAAUGCAGCCAUCUCAUCCAGCGGUAGCAUCAUCAUUGGCAUCAGCAUCAACAUCAGCAGCAGCAGCAGCGUAUCCUUCCGCAACCUCCUCCUCCUCCUCCUCGUAUCCACAACACAAUCCACAAAAUCAUUAUGCUGAAGUACGUCGAAAACCUGCGAAUGCCUAUUCUCAGAGUAGAAAUGGAGGUGGCAUUUCCUGUGGCUUCUUUUUGCUCUGGACCUGUCUACUAGCCGGUGGCGGAUGGUUGUAUUUCAACUAUUUCCUAUUGCCAUCCCUCGUCAAAGAUGUUACCCGCGAAGAAGUGGAACAUACCAAACAUCAUUGGAUGACCAAAUAUCAUUCCUUGCAACUCAGUCAUGAAGCUCUCGAGAAGUCACACGUCGAAUUGAAACAAACCGCCGAAGCGGCCAUUGUGGCGGCCGAAAAGGCUCAAAAACUCAAUGGGAGUACCAAUUCGGAACAAGUUCAAUCUCUCUCGAGAGACUUGGAAGAAACCACCAACAUGCUCAUGCAAGAACGAACCUGGGCUGGAGAAUGGAAGGCAAAGGCUAUUGGGUUGGAAGAACAUGCCAAUUUUGUCAAGCAACAAAUUCAAGAAUUCUCCAGACGACGAUUGAUUCAAAAAUACGGGUACCGCCAAUUGGCCGUCGAACUCGAACUCAACUUUGGCGAAAACGACUCGGCUUGGAUUACCGUCGAAUUGGCGCCCAUGGACGAAAUGCCACAUUCGGUCUUCACCUUCCUGGAACAGGUCGAAAUGGGCCUGUACGACGAUGGUGGAUAUGCCUUUCAUCACAAUGGAGAACACAUCAUCAUGGGCGCACCCGUGUACAACCAAUUGACGCCACCCGAUAUGGACCCCGCCCAACGCUUUGCCGACAGUGGCGUGGCGUCCGUCUUGUUUCAAGAAUAUUCCUACAAUUAUCCUCACGGUGCCUACACGGUCGGAUUUGCCGGUCGUCCCGGUGGACCCAAUUUCUAUUUCAAUACCCGGGACAAUUCGGAAUUGCACGGACCGGGGGGAUAUGCCGAAGAUGGGAGUGCGGAUCCAUGUUUCGGACGAGUGACACGGGGGACAGAUAUCAUUGAUCGGAUGCAUGCCUUGACUGGGACGAACUUUGAACCGGGAGAUUGGAAGGAAAUGAAUCCCUACGUGGCGGUGCGAUGGAUCAAGAUACUCAAUUAG